This is a messenger RNA of Pan troglodytes (chimpanzee), 3529 nucleotides long. It is a transcript of the gene CDX2, whose product is annotated as caudal type homeobox 2. The transcript has 3 exons. The record is from RefSeq and is a predicted model, not a curated record. NCBI's taxonomy places the organism in Eukaryota, Metazoa, Chordata, Mammalia, Primates, Hominidae. Gene Ontology annotation, molecular function: DNA-binding transcription factor activity, RNA polymerase II-specific; RNA polymerase II transcription regulatory region sequence-specific DNA binding. Gene Ontology annotation, cellular component: nucleus. Gene Ontology annotation, biological process: embryo development; regulation of transcription by RNA polymerase II; anterior/posterior axis specification. Bases 393 to 1334 code for a protein of 313 amino acids.
GUGCGUAGAGUGCGCGCUGCGCCUCGACGUCUCCAACCAUUGGUGUCUGUGUCAUUACUAAUAGAGUCUUGUAAACACUCGUUAAUCACGGAAGGCCGCCGGCCUGGGGCUCCGCACGCCAGCCUGUGGCGGGUCUUCCCCGCCUCUGCAGCCUAGUGGGAAGGAGGUGGGAGGAAAGAAGGAAGAAAGGGAGGGAGGGAGGAGGCAGGCCAGAGGGAGGGACCGCCUCGGAGGCAGAAGAGCCGCGAGGAGCCAGCGGAGCACCGCGGGCUGGGGCGCAGCCACCCGCCGCUUCUCGAGUCCCCUCGCCCCUUUCCCUUCGUGCUCCCCGGCAGCCUCCAGCGUCGGUCCCCAGGCAGCAUGGUGAGGUCUGCUCCCGGACCCUCGCCACCAUGUACGUGAGCUACCUCCUGGACAAGGACGUGAGCAUGUACCCUAGCUCCGUGCGCCACUCUGGCGGCCUCAACCUGGCGCCGCAGAACUUCGUCAGCCCCCCGCAGUACCCGGACUACGGCGGUUACCACGUGGCGGCCGCAGCUGCAGCGGCAGCGAACUUGGACAGCGCGCAGUCCCCGGGGCCAUCCUGGCCGGCAGCGUAUGGCGCCCCACUCCGGGAGGACUGGAAUGGCUACGCGCCCGGAGGCGCCGCGGCCGCCGCCAACGCCGUGGCUCACGGCCUCAACGGUGGCUCCCCGGCCGCAGCCAUGGGCUACAGCAGCCCCGCAGACUACCAUCCGCACCACCACCCGCAUCACCACCCGCACCACCCGGCCGCCGCGCCUUCCUGCGCUUCUGGGCUGCUGCAAACGCUCAACCCCGGCCCUCCUGGGCCCGCCGCCACCGCUGCCGCCGAGCAGCUGUCUCCCGGCGGCCAGCGGCGGAACCUGUGCGAGUGGAUGCGGAAGCCGGCGCAGCAGUCCCUCGGCAGCCAAGUGAAAACCAGGACGAAAGACAAAUAUCGAGUGGUGUACACGGACCACCAGCGGCUGGAGCUGGAGAAGGAGUUUCACUACAGUCGCUACAUCACCAUCCGGAGGAAAGCCGAGCUAGCCGCCACGCUGGGGCUCUCUGAGAGGCAGGUUAAAAUCUGGUUUCAGAACCGCAGAGCAAAGGAGAGGAAAAUCAACAAGAAGAAGUUGCAGCAGCAACAGCAGCAGCAGCCACCACAGCCGCCUCCGCCGCCACCACAGCCUCCCCAGCCUCAGCCAGGUCCUCUGAGAAGUGUCCCAGAGCCCUUGAGUCCGGUGUCUUCCCUGCAAGCCUCAGUGUCUGGCUCUGUCCCUGGGGUUCUGGGGCCAACUGGGGGGGUGCUAAACCCCACCGUCACCCAGUGACCCACCGGGGUCUGCAGCGGCAGAGCAAUUCCAGGCUGAGCCAUGAGGAGCGUGGACUCUGCUAGACUCCUCAGGAGAGACCCCUCCCCUCCCACCCACAGCCAUAGACCUACAGACCUGGCUCUCAGAGGAAAAAUGGGAGCCAGGAGUAAGACAAGUGGGAUUUGGGGCCUCAAGAAAUAUACUCUCCCAGAUUUUUACUUUUUCCCAUCUGGCUUUUUCUGCCACUGAGGAGACAGAAAGCCGCCGCUGGGCUUCAUUCCGGACUGGCAGAAGCAUUGCCUGGACUGACCACACCAACCAGGCCUUCAUCCUCCUCCCCAGCUCUUCUCUUCCUAGAUCUGCAGGCUGCACCUCUGGCUAGAGCCGAGGGGAGAGAGGGACUCAAGGGAAAGGCAAGCUUGAGGCCAAGAUGGCUGCUGCCUGCUCAUGGCCCUCGGAGGUCCAGCUGGGCCUCCUGCCUCCGGGCAGGCAAGGUUUACACUGCGGAAGCCAAAGGCAGCUAAGAUAGAAAGCUGGACUGACCAAAGACUGCAGAACCCCCAGGUGGCCUGCGUCUUUUUUCUCUUCCCUUCCCAGACCAGGAAAGGCUUGGCUGGUGUAUGCACAGGGUGUGGUAUGAGGGGGUGGUUAUUGGACUCCAGGCCUGACCAGGGGGCCCGAACAGGGACUUGUUUAGAGAGCCUGUCACCAGAGCUUCUCUGGGCUGAAUGUAUGUCAGUGCUAUAAAUGCCAGAGCCAACCUGGACUUCCUGUCAUUUUCACAAUCUUGGGGCUGAUGAAGAAGGGGGUGGGGGGAGUUUGUGUUGUUGUUGCUGCUGUUUGGGUUGUUGGUCUGUGUAACAUCCAAGCCAGAGUUUUUAAAGCCUUCUGGAUCCAUGGGGGGAGAAGUGAUAUGGUGAAGGGAAGUGGGGAGUAUUUGAACACAGUUGAAUUUUUUCUAAAAAGAAAAAGAGAUAAAUGAGCUUUCCAGAUUUCAGAUUCUGUAUUUAUCUUCAGAUUUUGUCUGCAACUAUUUUUUAUUUUUUAAAGAAAUGAAAUAUCUUCUCUGCUUGCAAGCUGAUUUGGAAAAUUCAGAGAGGGAGUGGAGGUUAUCUGGACAGCCUCAUUUUACCCCAGAGCAUCAGAAGCCUGAAAGAGUAGGUUCUGAGACCUUCCCUGCCCCCAAGCCUGAGCCCAGCCUUGGAAUGCGUGGCUCUCCUGGGGGUGCCUUUGGGCAAAAUGCACAUCUGAAUGGCCAGGUGCUUCCCAGCAGUCAGAAAUUAUGGGGGGCGGGGGUGAGAGGGCCCCCUCAUAGCAUCUCACCAAAUCCACAUGGAGGCUUUUUGCAAACAGCAGGCAGUUCCCUUCUGCAGUGACUCCCUCCUAAGGACGCCCCACAACCCAGCUAGUUAAACGUGAGCAUUAAAUUUUUUUAAAAAAAAAUCCCCCUAGUUUCCCAAGACAGCAUUUCCAUGAAUUUAGUCUUCUGUAAAUCACUGGGCAUUUCCGUGAGCCCUUUCUGCCUCCACUCUCUUCUCUGUCUUUGCAGUUUCCUUAUCCCCGACCGCGCCCCCCUUCCAACCCAAUCACCCCACAAACAAGAUUUCUAGACCCAGUAUAAAAUGAUCCUUUUAGUGACAUUUCUUGUUAUCUGGCCGAUCCACAGGGGACCGGGCUGCAGCCUUUAAAAUUUUUGAUCCUGGAGGCCGCCGAGCUGAACUUUCCGGCAGGACCCAGGCGAGGGGGGCUUAGCCCUUCGUUUCGAUCUUCCCACCAACAUCCGAGAGCCUAAUCAGCGCGCCCACGGAGGCGCCUUAAGGGCAGUUGGGGAAGAUGAGCAGAGCCGGGAAACAGCAAGAGGUAUAGACCCUCUGCAGCACCUCUCCAAUUCCGCGGCCCUUCCGGGUGGCGUAUACAGCUCCAGGAUUGGGAAAGGGGCUCCGGUGGCCCGGCCCGCGGGCGCCUGGCCUCGAAGCCAGAGGGAGGAGUGCGGGGCGUGGGGUCGGGGGGUGCCGGGCAGAGGAGGAAGCCGUGUCCGGGUCCGCUGGGCGAGGGGUCCUGGGUCAGGGGUCCUGGGUCAGGGCCGGUCUGAGCCCCGGUGCACCGCAGGUCUCCCCGCGCCCCGGCCGCGCCCACAGGCCCGCCCCCUAGCCGCCGGGGUUGCUAUGCGUUGCCGUGAAACGCCUGUCAAUAAACCCUGUUUGGACAGUGGA